GUGUGAUCCGUCGGACCAAGUUUAGGGCAUAGCAGACCGUCGGACGGAGGAACCGAGGUGCUGUUUGUGAAGGCUGGAAGUUCUGGGCGCCCAGAACUGGGUUUAGGGCGCCCAGAUCUUGAGUUUUUCUGCAUUAGUGCAGAGAAGCCACUUUUUGCAUCUUAGUCCCUCCAAUUACUCGAAAUUCUACCAUUUCCACCUUGAGGAUUUCAGUUCUAGCAGUUUUCCAGCAGCGACUGUUGGUGUUUCGGCUCGUGUGCGGCGUAGGAAGCUCCGUUUUCCACGAAACUUGGUUUGUUGGAUUCAGGACUUCAAGAGGAAUCCGUGGAGCCCAAAUUGACAGAAUUUGGUUAAGGUGCAAGCUUUGGAGGCAGUGGGUUUUUGGACCUGAGAUUGAUACUCCAGUAUACUCCACUGGAUUUGGGAUCUACCUUCAUCGAAUUUGAGCCUUAGAAAACCCUUGGAGGAAGUCGAGUUUGGACCAGAGGGUGAUAUUCCAUCUUGGUUUACUGGUUUUGGGACUUUGCUACACUUGAUUUGGGAUUUGAAAGAGCCUUGGAGAAGUAUUGUUGCUGUUGCAGCGUGAUCUCGGCUGAACCUCCUGGUGUUUUCGGGACCUUCUUGCUUCCGUGGAAUUGCCUUGGUGAAACUUAGAAACUUGGAACGAUGACGAGCCUUUUGUAUGGGUGUGCUAAUUUGCACUGCCGAGGAACGGUAUCGAUCGAGAAAGCCCAUCUCCAAGCUUCAAGAGUCACUGGUCUUUCUUUCAAGAGAUGCGUGCAAAUAGAUAUUUCGAGGUUCUCUACAAUCCCUAGUCUUUUAUGCACAAAGACUAAUACUUUCUCCCGAGCCCCUUCAACCAAUAAAGCCAAUUCUAUCCGAAAUGUUACUAUCUCAUGUUUAAAGGAAAGCACUGCAAAUACAAAUUAUUUUGACUUUGUAGUUAUAGGAAGUGGUGUUGCAGGCCUUAGAUAUGCCCUAGAAGUUGCCAAACAAGGAAAGGUUGCUGUUAUUACGAAAGCGGAACCUCACGAGAGCAACACAAAUUAUGCACAAGGUGGUGUAAGUGCUGUUUUGUGCCCUUCAGAUUCCGUGGAAAGCCACAUGCAAGAUACAAUUGUUGCAGGGGCUUAUCUAUGUGAUGAGGAAACAGUUAGGGUAGUGUGCACAGAAGGCCCAGAUCGUGUGAAGGAAUUGAUCGCAAUGGGUGCAUCUUUCGAUCAUGGAGAGGAUGGAAGGUUACAUCUCACAAGAGAAGGAGGGCAUUCCCACAAUAGAAUUGUUCAUGCCGCUGAUAUGACUGGUAGAGAGAUUGAACGGGCAUUGCUACAAGCUGUUGAUAAUGAUCCUAACAUAGUUUUGUUUGGUCACCAUUUUGCCAUCGAUUUAUUGACUUCUCAGGAUAAUGACGGAAUACAUUGCCAUGGUGUUGAUACACUGAAUCUGGAAACCCAACAGGUUGUUCGUUUCAUCUCAAAAGUGAUUCUUCUUGCCUCUGGAGGAGCUGGACAUAUUUACCCUACGACCACUAAUCCCCUGGUUGCCACCGGAGAUGGAAUUGCAAUGGCACAUCGUGCUCAGGCUGUAAUAUCCAACAUGGAAUUCGUGCAGUUCCACCCAACAGCAUUAGCUGAUGAAGGCCUCCCGUUAAAGCCAAUUAAGAGAAGGGAAAAUGCAUUUCUUAUAACCGAAGCAGUUAGAGGAGAUGGAGGACUACUUUAUAACCAAUCAAUGCAGAGAUUCAUGCCGUUAUAUGACGAAAGAGCUGAACUGGCUCCAAGAGAUGUUGUUACACGGAGCAUCGACGAUCAAUUGAAAAAACGAGGAGAAAAAUAUGUCUUGCUUGACAUAAGCCACAAACCAAGAGAGCAAAUCCUCUCCCAUUUCCCCAACAUCGCCGCAGAGUGCCUUAAAUACGGGUUAGAUAUCACCAGCGACCCGAUACCUGUAGUCCCCGCAGCGCAUUACAUGUGCGGUGGGGUCCGUGCCGGUUUGCUGGGGGAGACAAAUGUCAAAGGCCUGUUUGUGGCUGGUGAGGUUGCUUGCACUGGCUUGCAUGGUGCAAAUCGUCUUGCGAGCAAUUCGUUGCUUGAAGCCCUGGUCUUUGCUAGGCGAGCGGUCCAGCCGUCAAUAGACCACAUGGUGGAAACGCAUGCGAACAACUGUUCCUCGGCCAGGUGGGCUCUUCCAGUGCCCCCAGUGUCCCUGAGGGAUCGUGUGGUUUGUGAUAUUACAGAGCAGACGAGGGAGAUCAGAGCCGAGCUGCAAUCUGUUAUGUGGGAGUAUGUCGGAAUAGUGCGGUCGACUAGUAGGUUAAAGACUGCGGAGUGGAAAAUUGGGGAUUUGGAGGAGGAAUGGGAAGAAUACUUGUUUAGGAAAGGGUGGAAGCCCACAAUGGUUGGAGUUGAAUUGUGUGAGAUGAGGAAUCUCUUUUGUUGCGCUAAGUUGGUCGUGGAGAGUGCGCUCUCAAGAAGAGAGAGCCGCGGUUUGCACUUCACAGAGGAUUUUCCUUAUUUGGAGGAGAGUAAGAGAAAGCCGACGAUAAUCUUUCCUACCUCGAUGAGGAUGACGUGGAGCUCACAGCAGGUGCAUAAGCAGCUGCAAUGUUGAAGGCACCACGAUGUAUUCAUUGAUUUCUAUUCUUUUAACUGAAAUAUGUAAUAAUGUAUUCGUGUAUUUUUGUUGUAGAGUCCGAAGAUGUUUUUUUUUUUUUUUUGCAUGCACGCAUACCCCUGCAAAUGUGCAAAUUAUGCGAAUGCCCCUGUAAACUUGUUGUUUUGCGUGAACCACUUAAAAGUCUUGAUUAUUUCUUCU
This is a messenger RNA of Ananas comosus (pineapple), 2814 nucleotides long. RefSeq names its product L-aspartate oxidase, chloroplastic. Gene Ontology annotation, biological process: NAD+ biosynthetic process. NCBI's taxonomy places the organism in Eukaryota, Viridiplantae, Streptophyta, Magnoliopsida, Poales, Bromeliaceae. The record is from RefSeq and is a predicted model, not a curated record. The transcript has 12 exons. The coding region runs from base 667 to 2610 and encodes 647 amino acids. Gene Ontology annotation, molecular function: L-aspartate oxidase activity.